AUGCAUUGCAUAUCAAAAGUUAUAACCGUAACCACACUCUUCAUCCAUGGUUUCCAUUUCGCAGACAACAAAAUAGCAAUGCAUGUUGAGGCAGCACUAUGCGAGGUGCCGAGCAAAUUGUUCCAUGGCGUGUGCAUUGUCGACAGUAAUUGUGCCAGAAUAUGUGAGAAAGAAGGUUAUCUAACCGGCAAAUGCAAGGGGAUGUUGCCCAAAUGCAUUUGCUUACAAGAUUGUGGCGAGAACCCUCCACCUGAAGUUCCCCCACCUGAAGUUUCCCCACCCGAAGGACCUCCGGUUACACCUCACCCACCCCAGCCCCCAGUGACUCCACCUGACUGUCCUCCUAAUCCUCCCUGUGUCCCUAUCCCUACUCCUAGUCCUCCAUUUGGUUGUCUUAAUUGUCCACCAAACGAUUUAUCUAGCCUUGAUUGCACCAGAUUUUGGCCGAUGAAGCACGACCUCACUAUUUGGACGGGUGACGUGUCAUUGAAUUACAGAACAACUGCAUUUUAUGUCUACCGCAGCGUCCAACUCUAUCCAAAUGUGAGAGAAGAUAGAGGUGGCAAUCUGAAAACCGAUCUGAAGCGUCUAAACCUCCGCGUCAUAGCUCGAGGAAGCCCCAAGAGGGGCAUGAAACGCGGCAAUAAGGGCGCCGCUAUGAUCCUGGCCCCCACCUCCUGCAACUCUAAGGUGUUUUUGUCGUUGGUUUUGCAAGAAAUAUGCCCGGAAAUGCGUUGGAAUGGAAUCGGGACAAAAAACGGCGAAAACGGGUGCAGAAGAGGAAAACAGCGAAAAGUUUCUGAGUAUUACAAAAAGCAAGAGAGGCUCCUUGAAGGAUUUAAUGAAAUGGAGGCAAUUCAUGAAUCUGGUUGUCUACCAGAUACCCUGACAGAGGAUGAAAUGAAACAGCUUGCCAAGAGUGAGAGGAUGGCUGUUCACGUGUCGAAUGUAGCUAAUCUGUUCCUCUUCAUAGCAAAAGUGUACGCGUCAGUUGCGAGCAGAUCUUUGGCUGGAAUUAUUGUUUUUGCAUCUGUGAUGGCCACUCUGGGACUUCAAACUAUACUGGAGUCAGUUCGCCAACUUCCUGCAAAGUCGGGCCCUAAUAUGAACCAUGAUAAGGAGAUGUGGAUGAUAGGAAUUAUGGUAUCAGUCACCGUGGUCAAGUUUCUGCUCAUGCUUUACUGCCGCAGAUUUAAGAACGAAAUCGUGAGAGCCUAUGCUCAAGAUCAUUUCUUCGACGUCAUCACUAACUCGGUUGGACUUGCCACUGCUGUUUUAGCUAUUCGGUUCUACUGGUGGAUUGAUCCUACUGGGGCCAUACUUGUGCAGGUUUUAAAAAUAAUGUUGUAUUGGUCUGGUAAGGUUUUAUAA
Messenger RNA from Striga asiatica, 1371 nucleotides. Lineage: Eukaryota; Viridiplantae; Streptophyta; Magnoliopsida; Lamiales; Orobanchaceae. The record is from the annotation of a GenBank genome assembly.